Molecule: messenger RNA, 722 nt
Organism: Diospyros lotus (date-plum)
Lineage: Eukaryota; Viridiplantae; Streptophyta; Magnoliopsida; Ericales; Ebenaceae
Exons: 1
Coding region: 108-473 (121 amino acids)
Biological process (GO): mitochondrial respiratory chain complex II assembly
Cellular component (GO): mitochondrion
Source: RefSeq, a predicted model, not a curated record
CCUACUUCGGUUCUAUAGCCUAGACACGGGGUGAAUGGAGCCGCCGCCGCCUUUGGGUGCAGAUCUGGCGAUCACGUUGCGAAGAAGAAGAAGAAGAAGAAGAAGAAAUGGCGACGAGCAAUCAGGGCCGUCUAUUCUCAUCAAUCAUCAAGCUAGCCGCUUCGAAAUUGGGGCUUUCGCACGCCGGAUCCGAGUCGCUAGGUCGUUCGUCUUCGGACUCGGCGAGGCGACUCAUCUGCUAUUCGACUCGACAUCAACAACGAGAAGACCAAGCCAACCCUGACAAGGUAGAAAGAGGCGAAUCGAAAGAAAUUGAAGAGAAGAUUAAAGAGGAAAUAGGCCGGGGGGAAAACGAAGACGAUGGAGACGAGCUUGAUAUCAACCGAGACACCGGCGAGGUAGGAGGGCCUAGAGGUCCAGAGCCCACCCGAUACGGCGAUUGGGAACGAAACGGUCGAUGCUACGAUUUCUGAUCGAUUCAGGGACUGGCUAAUUGAGGUUAGCGUUGUUAUCUCGGUUUUGCUUAUGAUAAGAUCAGACGAAGACUCUCGAUGAAAAUCAAUCAUAUCACGGUCGGGCUUUAGUUCUUACCUGUUUCUCUUUCUGUUGAUGUACUGAUAUGUUUUUGCAAUCCUUUUAGCUUGUGUACAACUUGAAUUUUGAUAUGACGAAAUGAAAAAGAAUUUGUAAAACGAUUUCAUUUUCGUUUUCUUUUCUCAAAA